Molecule: messenger RNA, 1317 nt
Organism: Rhizophagus irregularis DAOM 181602=DAOM 197198
Lineage: Eukaryota; Fungi; Glomeromycota; Glomeromycetes; Glomerales; Glomeraceae
Source: RefSeq, a predicted model, not a curated record
AUAUGUAUGCAUAUAAAUAAAUGUAUGUAAUAAGUAUUUAUUACUUCAUUUUACUUGAUCCAUUGUCCAAUAAACAAUAUCUGAUACGUAAUAAUAAAUCGGGAUUAACAUUUAUCUAUUUUUUUUUUUUUGUCUAUAAUAAUGGACUCGGUCAUUGGUGAAAGUGAGGUUCAACAAUAUGCUAACCCUGUAUUAGAAAGUGCUUAUUUCAUUAGUAAGAAUUCAAAGGAUGUCUUCAUUCCUCAAGACAGUAUCCAAGAAGCGGCAAAUACGAUCUAUUCAAAUAUGAAAAAAUUGAAAUAUUCUAUAUCAGUAUGGAAACAGCACGAACUUCAUCCAAAAGUUGCUAACGAAGAUGCGAUUAAUUGGAUAUUUCUUGUCGAUUUGUUAAAUUUUUCUUUUUGGUCAGAUUUAGAAAAGGAAAAAGGUUCAAAUAUUCAAGAAAGAUUUUCUAUAUAUCAUAAGGAUAAAAUAUAUACAGGAUACUGGUCCUUAUGUGCAGCAAUUAAUAGAGCGAUUGAUGAAGGGAUUCAAAUUACCAAUCCAUCCGUUUAUGCUUCAUCGGAAAAUUUAAGUGAUGAUAAAAUCAAAUAUAUUUUUCGUUCUCAUACAAGUGAAGGAAUACCUUUACUACAAGAACGUAUUAAUUGUAUGAGAGAAGCCGGUAAAAUUUUGGUAGAGAAAUUCGAUGGUAGUUUUAUUAAUUGUAUUAAACAGUCAAAUAAUUCUGCUAUGAAAUUAUUAAAAAUUAUUACCGAUAAUUUUGAAUGUUUUCGUGAUGAAUGUGAAUUUCUUGGAAGGAAAGUUCAAUUAUAUAAACGAGCUCAAAUAUUAAUUGCUGAUAUAUGGGCAUGUUUUGAAGGACAUAAUUAUGGUUCUUUUAAUGAUAUUGAUGAUAUCACAAUGUUUGCAGAUUAUAGGGUUCCACAGGCACUUUUUCAUUUAGGUGCUUUAUCAUAUUCACAAAACUUACAUAAUAUAUUAAAUUCAUUCACAUUAUUACCAAAUGGAUCACAAUUGGAAAUUGAAAUCAGAGGAUGCUCAAUUUGGUCUGUUGAAUUAAUAAAAAGAUUAAUUCAACAAAAAAUUAAACAAGAUAAUACUUUAGAUUUAAUUCCGAAUAGCAAUGCUAUUAUAUUAGAUUUUUAUAUUUGGGAUUUCGCCAAUGAAAAUAAACUUAAUUUUAAAGUUGAUAUUCAUAGAACGAGAAGUAUUUUCUAUUAAAAAUUAAAAUUAAUAUUAAUAUUAUUGAAUUUUUUUUUUUUAUACAAUUUUUUUUUUUACACAUCCGAUUAUUUUUAUUAUUAUUAUUUUUUU